Messenger RNA from Peromyscus californicus insignis, 525 nucleotides. RefSeq names its product iron-sulfur cluster assembly 1 homolog, mitochondrial-like. Gene Ontology annotation, biological process: iron-sulfur cluster assembly. The transcript has a single exon. Gene Ontology annotation, cellular component: cytoplasm; mitochondrion. Bases 1 to 390 code for a protein of 129 amino acids. Gene Ontology annotation, molecular function: 2 iron, 2 sulfur cluster binding. The record is from RefSeq and is a predicted model, not a curated record. Lineage: Eukaryota; Metazoa; Chordata; Mammalia; Rodentia; Cricetidae.
AUGUCGGCGUCCUUGGUCCGCGCCAGAGUGUGGGCCUUGAGCAAGAGGAAGCUGCAGGCCAUGUGGGCGGCGCUGACGCUGACCCCCUCAACUGUGAACAAGAUCAAACAGCUUCUUAAAGACAAGCCAGAGCAUGUGGGUCUGAAAGUUGGUGUGCGAACCAGGGGCUGUAAUGGCUUCUCCUACAACCUAGAGUAUACAAAGACAAAAGGAGAUUCUGAUGAAGAAGUUAUUCAUGAUGGAGUCAGAGUGUUCAUCGAAAAGAAAGCACAGUUAACCCUUUUAGGAACAGAAAUGGACUAUGUGGAAGACAAACUGUCCAGUGAGUUUGUUUUCAAUGACCCCAACAUCAAAGGGACUUGUGGCUGUGGUGAAAGCUUUAGUAUUUGAAACCUCAGGACUCCAAGCUCCAGGAGAGCCGGGAUCUACCUGGGAGCUCACUGAAGAGAUCAUGUGAUUGUCAUGUGCUCAGUGUUUAUAAUGUGUGGCCACCUCAUGGGGAAAAGUAAAGUGAUGCAUUUUGGA